UUUUGGCAAUGGUAAACACAAACGUUGGUGGUAGUUUUGAAAAGUAUGGAUGUAUGAAGAAGAAGUUCCCAAACUGUGAAAGGAGGAUGCUCAUAACUUAGAAAAAUGGAGAAUGAACCGGACGAGUCAAAUCCACUUGUACCCCACAAUUCUGCUGUUGAUUGCCGCUUGCACACAUCUCCGACAGGAAUCGCAGGUUUCUCACAAAGAAACCGUCGAGAUGACCUCGCAUUUCGACAAAAAAAACCCGUUAAAAGAACCAUUAACGACGGAAGAGCUGCCAUAGAUUCCUUGAAGUCUCGCCUUUACGACCGACCGGAAAACUCCGAAGUUUUUCGAGCAAUGUACCGACCUGUUCCACCAUCUUCAGUUCAGACAUCAACUCAGGGCUCACCUCAUCCACCUCCAAAGGGUGGCUCAAGGUCAGUGAUGGGUAAUUAUAGAACCACAAUGUUCAGAAGAGAUUUCAAUAGAUUACAAGCUCAGAGAAAUCAGGGUUUUCCUAAAGCACCUGUUCCAGUCACACAAGGAGCAGUAGAAUUUGAGCAAGGAAACCCCCAAAAGCCAGAGACAAAGUUAGACCCACAGAAUUUGACAACUGCAAAUGGUGCUGCCUUUUCAAGUCUAGAGGAAGAUGGUGCAGAUAACUUACAUCUGGAUCAGAGAAGUGAACUUUCUAACAGUGAAAGACCAGUUGAUCAGGUAUCAUCAGUCGGAUCCUUUGGUAAGGGUGAUGAUGAGUCAGACUCUGUGGCCUCAAGUAAAACUGCAACUAGCAGGCCUUUCUCUCACAAAUCUCGGGCUUCAUCUGGAAAAUUGCACCCUCCUCCAUCUAGAAGUUUAAAACCAGACUUCAAUAGAAAUGAGGCAAAGCCUCUUUCACAGGGAAUACUAGGUGAUGAAGAAUUCAUCAACUGCCAUGUAUCAGAUGUGAUUGUGAAGCUGCGCCAAAGAUUAAAUAUGAGCACAGAUCUUGAUGCAAUUGCCAAUGGGGAAGAUCCAGAUGAGGAUGAAAACAAUAUCAAUCGAUUAUACAUCCAAGAAGAUGAUGGAAAAUUUGUAUACUGUGUUCCAAAGAACAGAACUUUGAGAGCUGCACGAUAUAAUCCUUAUGACUUGGUUUGUGUGACAUCACAGGAAGCCCAGUCAAACCCACAGUAUUUUACUGUGACUGCUUCAGCUGUUACACUGAUCAGAGAAGGGUUUGAUUCUGAACUUACUCCAUUAAAGAGGUGGCUUUAUGAGAAGAAAAUAUUUAGUAUAAUAUUUGGUUUUCCAACCUUCACCAAGUUUAGAUUGUGGAAAGGUUAUACGUGUUGGAGGAACAAUGUCAGAUUUCAGAAAAAUUGCAGCAGUAGAUCUGAGGUUGUCAGUUCACUUUUUUCGGCAACAAAACCCUCACAACAAGCUAUACUCCUUGUAAGAGCUCUCUGUGAGAAAGCCUGCAGCAGUAUAACAGGAGUGGGAGAAGGAGAGGAUGGAAUUUGUCUCCUACACAUUGAUCCUCAGACAACCUUUACUCUGAAGGAAUUUGUGGAUGCACAGACAAGACAAGCGCAAGACGCCACGGAAAAGCUAACUGCCUUGAGGGUAAAAGUACUGGAGAUUGUCAAAGAGGCCUGCGAGAAAAUUACAGAAGAAGAAGGACUAACAGAAUGGGUUCACCCAGAAAGAAAAAGGGAACAAAAGAAGAAAAAAAAGGAAGACAACCCUGAAGGCAAGAAAAAGAAAGGCAAGGUUAGGUAUGGACCUUCUUUCACUCAGAUGUCUCAAUGGAGAGGAGUCCUUCAUCGUUUGACUUGUUUCAUCAGAAUGAUUGACUUUCUGGUGAUGGAGCUCUUAAGGAGGCUUGUUCUAACUGCAUUGAGGACAUUCUUAGCACAAGUUAAAGCUGCAUCUAUGCUGGGAUCUAUUGUGCACCUGAGUCUUAUGGAACCCACCCUUGAAAAUGGGGAGAAGAAAAACAGUGAGAAACUUGGCACAGAUGACGAGGAAGAUAAAAAAGCUGUUCCACUUCUGCUUGUGGAGCUGGUUUUGAAUGUCCCUCCCUCUGAGGAAGGAGGAGUUGACAGAAAGACCGUCACAUUUGAUGUUCAAUCUGCCCAAAGAUCACGGACAGAAGGGAAAUCCACACCUUACACUGGUGAUGGAACAUCAUUUGCUGAUGACACCAUGACUGUCACAUCCGGAAAAGAUCCUUCAAUUAUGUCAACUGGCACUCGAACCUCUAUGACGUCAAAGUCUUUUGUUUCUCUCAGACCAACAGAACAGGAAUUUGAGAUUGCUCUCCUCGACAUUAUAUGUGGCUUUGAACAAACUGCAGCUUCAUUCAAAAGUUUGGUCCAUGAUCCACAAUUGUCGGUCUAUGUCAAUCCACCAGCAAGUGACGUAGUAUAUGCUUUGUCACGUGAUGUGUAUGAGGAGGAAAAGGCGAAGAAGAUUCCGUGGCCAGAUUCAGAGCUGCUGUUUGGCCAAGAUCCUGAUUAUCAGAAUGACGUUGGCCAAAUAUUUCAUCAGAUCAAGGAUGAAGUGGAUAACGUACUCAGUUUUUCAAAGAAAUAUAAGAGAUUUUGUGUCAUGGUGGACAAGUCGCGGAGGGUGGAUGUUGAUGGCUCCCUCAAAGAAAGGGAGUGGAACACUGAAGAGUUCUAUGCUGUUCUCAAUCAGCACACGGAAGAGGUUCUUGAGAUGUCCAAGAUGGUGUUGCACAAACGAGUUGGACUGUUUCAUGUGGAAGUAACUGGCUUUCAAAGCGACUGUCUUCCUUACCCUCAGAAGGUUCUUGAAGCAGUGGCUUGCCACCUUCCUGUCAUUGCGGCCAAACGAAAUGAUGUACUGCUGAAUGUAAUCAAGCACGCUUCAAGAAAGCUCGAUAAAAUGCCAGAGACUGUAGAAGCCUUUGUGGAACACCUUAUCUUCUUGUCGCGAAUGGCAAAUGAGAUCUCCGCUUUAGAGCAUGAAUAUCACAUCGUAACACGCAUGUACAGCAUCGCACGGAACUUUGAGAUGACGAUAUCAGCGGAAGAGCUUGCUCUGUAUCAGAUGCUCAUGCCGAGUUUUCAACAUUUGAAGUCAACCAUCAUGUACUGUGAGGCAAAAAAGGAUGAAAACAUCCAGAGAUACAGUAGAGCUCUUGAUGAACUGAUCAACACAGUUCGACGUGAACUGGUUGUCAUUAAAAACAAGGUCUGUUCUCCUGUCUUACUGGAUGCUGAUAAUAUUCCUCAAGUCGCCACAGAAAAAUUGAAACUUUUGAAAGAAGACCUGACUAACUUGUCAACCAAGGCUCGUAACUAUGCCACAUAUCAGGAACGUUUUGGAAGUUCUAUGUCGUCUUCUCUACAGAAGAAGGCUCUGACCGAGGGAGCCAUGACCACCAUGACAGGCCACUCAAGUCCCCAGGCCACUUCUCUGCAGUCUGAGGUGAUAGAAGUUGAGAAGGACUUGACUCUAAGGUGCCUUUUAUGGGAGUCCUUGCAGGAGUGGCAGGGAUUGGUCGACCAGUGGGAGGCCACACCAUUUGAGACCCUGAAGAUCGACGAAGUACAGCAUGACGUCACAAGGUUUAUACAGACUGUGUUCUUACUGGAAAAAGGUCUUCCACCAAACAAAGUUGUACCGAGAUUGAAACAAAAGGUGGUGAGCUUUAAACAAGGCAUGCCAGUAAUUACAAGUCUCAGAAAUCCUGCGCUGAGAACCAGACACUGGGAAGCUAUCCAAAAUGUUAUUGGAACACGUAUCGUUCGUGACAAAUAUUUCACUUUAGGACACCUACUACAACUCAAGGUGUUUCAACACAGGGAGAAGAUUUCGGACAUAUCUUCGCAGGCAAGUAACGAAGCAACGCUGGAACAAAUGCUGCAAAAGGUGAUGGACUAUUGGAACCACACAGACUUCCAGCUGUCUGCCCACGUAAGCCGUGACAUUGCUAUUAUCACAGGUGCUGAUGAUAUUAUAACAGCUGUAGAAGAGAGCCAGGUCACGCUUUCUAACAUCAGAGGGUCACGUUUUGUCACGCCAAUCAAGGCUUUGGUUGAAGAAUGGGACAGAAAAUUGAAACUGUUUGCCAGCACAUUGGAUGAAUGGCUUCUCUGUCAGCGGAACUGGCUCUAUCUAGAGACAAUCUUUUCAGCGGCUGACAUUCAAAGGCAACUGCCAAAUGAAGCCCGCCUGUUUGCCCAAGUAGACAAAUCAUGGAAAGACAUUAUGAGAAGAACUACUGAUAAACCGAAUGCUUUGAGGGCUUCAACAGCUGCAGGUGUGUUGGAGGUAUUGCAAGCAAGUAACUCUCACUUAGAGAAAAUUCACAGAUGUUUAGAGGACUACCUUGAAACAAAGAGACUGGUGUUUGCGAGAUUUUACUUCCUUAGCAAUGAAGACUUGCUUGACAUUUUGGCCAAUAGCAAGAAUCCCAAUGCUGUUCAGCCUCACCUGAGGAAGUGUUUUGGGAGCAUUUAUCAGCUGGGCAUUGUUCGUCAAGUACACUCGCCAGCGCAGAUCCAGAACAUGACUUCAGAGGAAGGGGAAAGUGUAUUACUGCCUAAAACUUUAAGAGCGAGAGGAAACGUGGAGUCAUGGCUGUACAAUGUUGAGCUUGCUAUGUAUGAGACUGUCAAAAUGCACUUAAAAAAGUGUUUAGUGGAUUAUGGUACAAGAGAGUAUUCUGCGUGGGUUUUGGCUCAUCCGGGACAAGCAAUACUGACUGUAUCUCAAAUUGUCUUUAAUCGUGACGUACUGACGUGUUUCCGUACAACAAGACCCAAAGAAGCUCUCCAGAACAAGAGAGAAAAACUAGUCUCAGUCCUCCACAGUCUAUCACAGAUGGUAACGUCAUCACUAGUUCCUCACAAGCACCAAACACUCGAGGCCCUGUUAACAAUUGAAGUGCAUGCCCGUGAUGUCCUAGACUCCAUGAUUGCUAAUCAGGUCUAUCAGAUGGAGGAUUUUCAGUGGACCAGGCAACUGCGUUACGAGUGGAAUGACGAGCGGCAAGCCUGUAUGGUCCGUCACAGUAAUGCAGUGUUUGAAUAUGGGUAUGAAUAUCUCGGCUGUUCGCUUCGGCUGGUCAUUACCCCACUGACUGACAGAUGUUAUCUGACACUGACUGGAGCACUCAAUCUUCAUCUUAAUGGCGCUCCUGCCGGACCGGCGGGGACUGGUAAAACAGAGACUGUUAAGGAUCUUGCCAAGGCCAUGGGAAAGCAGUGUCUUGUGUUCAACUGUUCUGAAGGACUUGACUAUAAGAUGAUGGGCAAGUUUUUCUCCGGUUUAGCUCAAUCUGGAUCGUGGUUCUGUUUUGAUGAAUUCAAUCGUAUCGAUGUAGAAGUGUUAUCAGUCAUCGCUCAACAGCUUCACACUAUUAAAACAGCUAAAGAUAAUAACGUAACCAGGUUUCUGUUUGAGGGACGGGAUAUAAAGCUGAAUACAAAUUGUGGAAUGUUUAUUACAAUGAACCCAGGAUAUGCGGGUAGAGUCGAGCUGCCGGACAAUUUGAAAUCUUUAUUCCGUCCAGUUGCCAUGAUGGUACCCGACUAUGCGUUAAUCGCCGAAAUAAUUCUGUUUUCUGAAGGAUUCACUGCCGCUGCGUUGUUGUCGGGGAAGGUUGUGAAUCUUUAUCAACUGGCAAGCAAGCAGCUUUCUCAACAGGAUCACUAUGACUUCGGAUUACGAGCGAUAAAAUCAGUUCUACUUAUGGCUGGACAGCGUAGAAGGGCUGCAAGUCUUAACAUGGCGUCUGAGACAUUGGAAGAAGAAGAAUCACACCUGAUUAUUAACGCAGUGAAGGACGCCAAUAUUCCCAAAUUUGUCGCAGAGGAUGUUCCAUUGUUUAAGAGCAUCUUGGCAGACUUGUUUCCUGGUUUAGAUCCACCAGUUCCGGACAACAAGUUGCUGAAGAAAGCUGCUAAGGCCGCCCUAGGCGAGUUGUCUAUUCAGUAUUGGCCCUCGCAGAUCGACAAGGUGAUUCAGUUGAACAGCACAUUACAAGUGCGGCAUGGUGUGAUGUUGGUUGGACCAGCUGGUGGCGGAAAAACCACCACGCGUCAGAUCCUGAAGCGCGCGCUGGUCGUAUUGCCGAGCAUUCAAGCGCGGGAACAGCUGGAAAUGAAAGGGACUGGGGACUACCCUGAAGAGACUGGAUCGUCAAAGACAGCCCAAUCUCACGCGCGCGCCGCCAAAGCGAGGCGUGGCUCAGUCUAUGUAUCCACACUGAACCCCAAGUGCGUGACAGUAGGUGAGCUAUAUGGCGAGGUGAAUUCCACGACUAUGGAAUGGAAAGAUGGCCUCUUGUCUCACAUUUACCGUAAAUAUGCUAAGAAUAGUAGAGGAGUAUUACAAGGAACCAGACGAAAGCAGUCGAGCACACCUCCCGCUAACGCAUUCAGAUUAUCAAGGAACUCAUCGGCCAAGUCUGCUGUCACUAGUGUGUCGGCUAUCAGUGGUGAGGAGAACAGUGAAGUUGAAACAGCGACCGCGACAGAAGACGCCAGUAACAUUAACAGAGAGGAGACGCCCAUUUUUUGGCACUGGAUUGUGAUGGACGGACCUGUGGAUACACUCUGGAUUGAAAACCUUAACACCGUAUUGGAUGACACAAAGGUGUUGUGUCUUGCCAAUGGAGAGAGGAUAGAAAUGGGUCACGGGAUGAGGAUUUUAUUUGAGGUUGACAAUCUGGCCAUGGCGUCUCCUGCUACAGUCAGUCGUUGCGGAAUGGUAUACAUGGAACCUAAGGAUUUAGGUUGGAGACCUCCCCAGAGAGAUAUUCAAUCAUCUUCUCCAGUUAUUUGAACACAGUGUAGACACAGGACUUCGCUUCCUUUCCAACUACAGCCAGCUACAAUACAUCAUAGCACCGGAUCUUAGCAUUGUUUCCACUCUCUGCAGUAUUAUCAGCGGUUUUUUAGAAAUAAUGUACAGCCAGGGUGGUUUCCCUGCUAGCGAAGCUCCGAGUGCUGUCGAAGAUGGAGCAGAAUUGUCGGAAACAACUUCGGCUAAAGCCGUCACGUUUGCGGAUGACUUCGAACAAGAAAUCAUUCCUAUUCGGAAAGUGUCUUUCAUACAACGCAAUCCUUCCCAGCUUUUAAGCUUUCUCGGAAAAGUGUAUGUUUUUGCAUAUACGUGGGCAUUUGGGGGAAAUCUUCGUUUUGAAUCAGUUGUCGAUGAUGAAGAAAGUGGAGAUACCUUUGCAAAAGACAGUCCACAAAUUUGGGAAUUGUUUGAUACAAUGACUCGUGAUUUGUUUGAUAUCGACUCCCCGAUCGGUGUUCGAUUACCCCCUGGAAACGACAGCAUGGCUAAUUACUUCAUUGACAUGGAGAGCGGACAGUUUAUACUGUGGAGCAGUCUCGUUCCUUCGACUCGCGCAUUGAUAGCCAAGGCAGUGUCUAAUCAAUUUGCCAUCUCAGAUACUCUCAACACUCUAGACGAUCCCCCUCCCAUGAAAAAUCAGCUUGAGAUCGAUCGUUCCCUCGUUCCAACCGUUGACACAGUCCGGUACGCGUUUCUCCUCUCGUUGAUGGCGUUAAAAGGACAACCGGUUUUGCUAACCGGAGAAACCGGUGUUGGGAAAAGUGCAUUGAUCCAGGACACGUUGGUCCGGUUGUCCCAACCGGGUGGGAGUGGAACGAGCACGGGAACAAUCUUAGGAGCAGUGUUUCGAACAGGAGGGAUGAACUUGGUGGACAGCAUUAUGGAUAUGACAGCCUCUGACGGGGUGAAGAGUGUAGGGCGUGGUUCUGAGGUGGUGUUCGACUCCACGCCUUUUUCGGCUUAUACAAGCUCUUCAAAGGCGCAGAAGUUUAUUGAAUCGAAGUUGGUGAAGAGAGGAAGGGACGUCCUGGGACCGAGACCAGGAAAAAAGGUUCUUCUCUUUGUUGACGACAUCAAUCUACCUCAACCCGAUGCGUUCCAGUCCCAGCCCCCUCUGGAGUUGCUCCGUCAGUUCCUUGACUCUCAAGGUUUCUAUGACUCUACAAAGCUUCAGUGGAAGGAGGUUCAUGACGUUACACUAUUAGCGGCUUGUGCUCCCCCUGGGGGAGGAAGAAGUGCUAUUAAUGGUCGGUUGCUGAGGCAUUUCAGUGUGCUUUAUCUUCCUCAUCCUGACUCCAAGUGGCUGCAUCAUAUCUACGUCACACAGCUUGGACGCUUUUUGGAAAAAGCCGACUUUGUACCUGAUGUGCGGGACGCCUGUGAGGUUAUGGUGACUGUUGCUAUGGGGCUGUACUUUGAUCUUAGUGCCAACCUCCUCCCCACCCCUGCUAAGUCACAUUAUACUUUCAAUCUGCGCGACUUAAAUAAAGUUAUAGAAAGCUUGUUACAAGCCCACCCAUCCGUCAUCACAUCACGUGACCACUGCGCUCAGUUGCUCGGCCACGAAGCCUCACGAGUGUUGCACGAUCGGCUCACGAACGAUGCUGACCGACGGUACUUCCACAGAGUGUUGUCGGAACAGCUCCACAAUGGGUUCAAGACACGCUGGAGUGCCGAGGAACUGGAAAAAAAGCCGUUGAUCUUUGGGGAUUUUCUGGAAGGAAGUGAACCACACAGCCCUCGAGUGUAUCGCUCUGUGCGCCAAUAUGAUCGAUUGCCUCAGAUCUUAGAGGAAUACUACGACAAAGCCAACCUAUCAGGGGGAAGUGUGGAGCAUCGUUUUGUUUUCUUCGACAUGGCAGUGCAGCACGUGACACGGGCGGCACGUGUUUUCCGUCAGCCUGGGAAACACAUGCAGAUGGUCGGGGUUGGGGGUACCGGCAAAGCCACGGUUGCUAAGCUAGCAGCGUUUAUUGAAGACUGCGUGUUCUUGAGACCUCAUGUCUCACGAGUAUACAACUUAUCGGAGUUCAGAGACGAUGUGAAAAAAGCUUGUGUCGUGGCCGGAGUAAAGGGAAAGAACACUGUGCUUUUUCUGUCAGACAAUUUGGUUAAGGACGAGCUCCUUGAAGAUGUGACGAGUAUCCUAGCUGGAGCUGAUAUAGCCAGCCUUUUCGACCAUGAGGACCUUGAGCGUAUCUCUUUGGAUCUAAAAAGAGAUGCGAUACUUCAAGGCGUUUCAGAUACGAAAGAAGCCAUCUUUCGGUUCUUCCUUGAACGCGUCAAGCAGAAGCUACACUUGGUCCUCUCCACCACCCCCGCGGGAUCCAGUUUUCGGCGGCGUUGCCGCCUGUACCCGCCCCUCAUAAACUGUUGUACAAUUGACUGGUUUGACAAAUGGCCUUUGGAUGCCCUUCAGUCAGUGGCCGUGUCUUUUCUGGAGCUUUCAGAAUUGGGGAAAGAUCCAGAGUCGAAUGAGGCUCUACUGGAAAGUGUUUCUAAAGUCUUUGUUGAAGUUUUCAAUAGCGUUGAACAGGAGACGCAGAAGUUUUAUGAAGAGUUGCGCCGACGAUAUUACACGACUCCGACAAGUUACAUGGAAUUUGUUCGCUUGUACCUGAGUAAAUUAAACGACAAGCGAGCUGAAUUGAGUUUUAACCGCGAUAGAUUGUGUACUGGUUUGCAAAAGCUUUCAGAGUCUAAUGAACUGGUGGGCACAAUGCAAACUGAGUUGUUACAAUUAGGGCCCAAACUUGAGAACAAAGCUAAGGACGCAGAAAAGCUUCUUGAACAGCUCGCCUGCGACCAGGAAGCAGUGGAUCAAGUACACAGUGUGGUACAAAAAGAGGAAGAAAUCAUGAAUGAGGAAGCCCUUAGAGUACAGGCGAUAGCGGAGGAAGCUCAGAGGGACCUAGAAGGAGCCUUACCACAACUGGAGGCAGCUAUUGUGGCUCUGGACUCUCUGGAUAAAUCUGACAUUUCCGAGAUCCGAGUGUACACCAAGCCUCCUACGAUGGUGAUGACGGUGCUGUCGGCAGUUUGUGUCCUGCUGCAGCAGAAACCAGACUGGAAUUCGGCUAAACUGCUGCUUGGUGAUCAGGGAUUCUUGAAAAAACUUGUUGGCUAUGACAAGAACAGUGUCCCCGAGAAGGUCUUCACGCGCCUCAAACGAUACACUCAGCAUCCGGAGUUUAACCCAGAGGCUGUUGGUAAGAUAUCGGUGGCUUGUAAAUCCAUGUGUCAGUGGGUGCUGGCGCUGGAGAAUUACGCUGAGGUGUACAAGAUCGUGGAACCCAAACAGAGAAGAUGCGAAGAAGCACAAGCUGCUCUGGCAAUCGCCAAAGAAAACUUAGAACAGAAGCAGCUAAGUCUGCUGAAAAUCCAGGAACAGCUUCAGCUUCUUAAGCAACAAUAUGAUAGCAGUGUGACACAGCUGGAGGAACUCAAACAGAAGAAGGAGCUUACUAUUGUGAGGCUGAAGAGGGCUUCAGUUCUUACUGCAGCCUUGGCUGAAGAGCAGGUUCGCUGGAGCAACUCGGUGAGCUCUCAGGAGGAACACGCCCACGGUCUUAUUGGCGAUACACUGGUGUCCUCUGCAGCGGUGGCUUACCUAGGUGCCUUCACGUCAUCCUACAGGCACCGGCUUCUCUCGCACUGGCUGCAGCUCUGCAAAGCGGAGAACAUCCCAGUGUCGGAAAAUUUUGAACUAACAGAGUUUCUGUCUGAGCCGGUCGAAGUUCAAACUUGGUUGAAUGAUGGGCUACCCCACGAUAAACACUCCAUUGAGAAUGCUGUACUCAUGAAGCAUUGUCGCCGCUGGCCACUCUUGAUCGAUCCGCAGGAGCAAGCGUCUAAGUGGAUCACGCGGACUGAAAAAGAUAACGGGCUGAAGAUUGUCAAGGCCUCGGAUCCAGCCUAUCUCAGGACAUUAGAGAGCGCCAUACCGUUAGGACAACCAGUUCUGGUUGAGGAUUUGGGUGAACACUUGGACCCAUCACUUAACCCAAUCCUGAGCAAAAAUACUAUUACACGAGGUAAUCAGGAAAUGAUGAUAAUCGGUGACUCCGAGAUCGAAUACAACAGCAACUUCCGGUUAUACAUGACCACACCCCUGGCAAACCCGCACUUUCUACCGGAAGUGUGCAUUAAAGUCACGGUGAUAAACUUCACUGUCACGCUAGAUGGAUUGCAGGACCAGUUGCUGUCACGCGUGGUCCAAAGGGAAAGACCAAAGCUAGAGGAGAGUAGCAAAGAGUUACUUCAUGGCUUGGUAACGGAUCGCUACAAGUUAAGAGAAUUGGAAGAUCGAUCACUGUCUCUGCUUCACCAGUCACGUGGUAACAUCCUGGACGACGAAGAUCUUAUCUCCACUCUGGAUGACAGCAAGAAAGUGGCGAAUGUUAUUCACACGCGUGUCGUCCAAUCAGAAGAGACCAAGGAGAAGAUUAACCUCAGUCGAGAGAAGUACCUUCCAGUGGCCACGCGGGGUGCGGUGUUGUAUUUUGUUCUCACAGAUUUAGCUUACGUGGAUGUUAUGUACCAGUUUUCUCUGCCCUGGUUUACAGAUCUCUUUGACGGCUGCAUUGAGUCCGCUCAGGAGCCAGCACAGACUGCCAGAAGUGAGUCACCCAUAAGGCCUGGUAGCGCAGGUACGCUUCGACCCAUACGAAAGGAUAAACUUGCUGUAUCAAGUGCGAGUCGACCCGUGUUUAAACGUCGAAUAACUGUCCACAGGCCGAAAGAUGAAACUUUGUUGCCGCAAUAUCUCCAAGCCUUGGUAGAGCUUCUAACAGAGAGUGUCUAUCGGGUGGUUUCGUACGCACUAUUUGCGUGUCACAAACUCACGUUUUCUUUUAUGUUAUGCGCGGGAAUCAUGCGUCAUAGUAUGGCUACAUCACGGGACAAAACCAUCGACGAGGAAGAGUGGAAUUGGUUUUUGCGUGGAUCAGCGGUCGCUGCCAUAACAGACAGACUCGAGAGUGAAGAGGAGUUAAAUAUCUCUUGGAAGGGAAGUCAGACGACAGUCGCGGGAAGCCUGGGUCAAUACAUGUCGAAAAUGAACAAAUCUCCAACCAAGUGGAUAACUGAAUCUACCUGGAAGGAAUGUCUUCAGCUGUCAGCCUCCAUUCCGGCCUUUGCUGGCCUCUGUAGUAACAUUGCAGUGAAUGGUGCCUUCUGGAGCAAGUUCGCCGCGAGCGAGAAUCCAUUCAAGUUCAUUGAAAAUGAGCAAAAGCUCGAGAAUACGAAGGCUACCUCAACAGAAGAUACGGAUCACCACUCUCCUCAGCUCGGCUGGAACGUAUCCAGUCUCUCCAGGUUUCAGCGUCUUAUCAUCGUCAAGGUACUGCGGCCCGAGUGUCUUGUCGAUUCUGUCAGACUAUUUGUGGAACAACAGAUGGGGCCUAAGUUUGUCACGAGCUUUGGGUUUGAUCUACAGGAAGUGUUUGAAGAGUCCAGUAGUAGGAAACCACUCAUUUUUAUCUUGUCUCCAGGUUCAGAUCCAACAUCGCAGCUCAUGCGGUUUGCGCGGGAGACUCGAGGGACUUCAUUACAUCUCGACAUAAUCUCAUUAGGAAGGGGUCAGGGCCCCAGAGCUGAAGAGGCAAUCACGAAAGCCUACCAACAGAAAGGAAAGUGGGUUUUCUUACAGAAUUGCCACCAUGCAGCCUCAUUUAUGCCGCGACUUCAGAUGAUUGUGAGAAGGAUAUCACAUCCUGAAACAAAUGUGCAUCCGAAUUUCCGGAUGUGGCUGAGCUCCAAACCAGACCCCUCGUUUCCAGUGUCCAUCCUACAAGCUGGACUCAAGAUGACGGUGGAACCUCCCCCAGGAAUCAAAGCCAACUUGCUUCGAUCUUUAGGGGGAGUGGGUGGGGUGGUGACCGAGUCUGUGUGGGAGGACACAGGGCCUGGGCCUAGUUGGAAGAGACUUGUGUUUGGUUUGUGUUUCUUUAAUGCCGUCGUGCACGAGAGGAAGAAGUUUGGAGCCUUGGGGUGGAAUAUUCCGUAUGAAUUCACCGCCUCGGACCUUGAGGUGUCGAUUUUGAUGCUACACAUGUUACUAACCGAGCAUCACGAUGUGCCGUGGAAAGCCAUCAGAUAUCUGACGGGGGAGAUUGUGUAUGGGGGCCGAGUCACAGACAACUGGGACCAGCGAUGCUUGCAGAGUAUCCUAGGAAAGUUUUACACUCCUUUGGCCUUACAAGAGAGCUAUGGUUACACUGUCGACUAUGUGUACCGUCCACCUCCCCCUGAAAUCUCUUUGUCAGUGUGCUGUGAAUACAUUGAAGGUCUACCUGCUGCUGAUGCGCCUGAACUCUUCGGAAUGGAUCAGAAUGCAGACACGGCUUUCCUUGCUGGUCGAGGAAGAUCGCUCAUAGCUGACCUUUUAGCAGCCCAGCCUCGCCUCACCACGUCCAUAGGCUCAAACAAAACCAAUGACGACACAGUCCUGGAUCUUGUGAAUGACACAUUAAAGUACCUCCCUCCACGAGUGGACUUCAACACCAAUGACUUUACCGCUGAUCUAAUGAACCCAAAGCGCGGAUCUAUUACUCCAGACCGCCUGAGACAGGUGGCUGAGAAGAAGCUAUCCCAGGAUCCUUUGGCCGAGCACGCAGAUCAGUCCGCAUUUGUCACGGUUUUGAGACAGGAAAUAAAUCGGUUUGACCGAUUGUUGGGGAUCAUUUACACAUCACUUUCAUCGUUGCGACUGGCCGUCAAAGGGGAAGUGCUCAUGUCUGAACAAUUAGAGGAGGCGUAUGAUGCGUUGCUUAGCAACCGUGUUCCAAAGGCUUGGGUGCAAGCGGCAUAUGAAUCCUGCAAGCCACUGGGAGCAUGGGUUGACAAUCUUGCCAAAAGGGUGGAUUUUUUUAGCUCUUGGUUAGACUUGGUCAGGAAUGAUAAAAGAUCAAAGUCCCGAGUGUCUCGCGAGACUGGCGUUACGCCGACACCAACCACCAGCCAAUCAUCGAUGUCCACGCUCCCACCACGUGAUCAUCCUAACGCUUUUUGGUUACCAGCUUUCUUUUUCCCGCAAGGUUUUCUCACAGCUGUAUUACAGACACAUGCCCGACAGCGUAACCUCCCAGUUGACUCGUUAAGCUUCUGCUACCAAGUGCUGAAUGACAAAUGGACGAAUGAUGAACUAGUUCAUAGUGAAAGCGACGUCGAUUUCAAGAGAGUCGCUUUUCAGGGUGCUCCUACGGACGAAGGCUCUCUUGUUUUUGGACUUUAUCUGGAUGGAGCAUCAUGGGAUUUCAAGCGAGGAUGCUUGCAAGAAUCCCUUCCUGGCCAGCGGUUUUACCCUCUUCCCGAACUGCUCGUCAUUCCUGUACAGCAAAACCCAUCAACAACACCUGAUGGAAAAGGUAAAGAGGAUACAGAGGAAGAGCUUAACACGUACGAAUGUCCGUUGUACAGAACAUCUCUUCGUGCCAGCUCCCUCACGUCCACUGGUCACCCUACUAACUUUGUCACGUCCGUAAAUCUGCAGUCUAUUCAGCCAGCGGACUAUUGGAUUACCCGUGGCGUGGCUCUUCUCUGUCAACUGGACGAAUGA
Messenger RNA from Pocillopora damicornis (cauliflower coral), 14365 nucleotides. RefSeq names its product dynein axonemal heavy chain 6. Lineage: Eukaryota; Metazoa; Cnidaria; Anthozoa; Scleractinia; Pocilloporidae. The record is from RefSeq and is a predicted model, not a curated record. Gene Ontology annotation, molecular function: ATP binding; ATP hydrolysis activity; minus-end-directed microtubule motor activity. Gene Ontology annotation, biological process: microtubule-based movement. Gene Ontology annotation, cellular component: dynein complex.